Manis javanica (Malayan pangolin) is the source of this 2764-nucleotide messenger RNA. Lineage: Eukaryota; Metazoa; Chordata; Mammalia; Pholidota; Manidae. The record is from RefSeq and is a predicted model, not a curated record.
CAUUAACUAAAAUGUUCGGGAGCACAUAUGCGGGCUGACAGCCUUUCUACAGCUACGAAGAGACGGGGGGAGAAUUCUUUCUGCUGCGGCUCCACCUAAGUGGCCUCGUCCAUCCCGCGCCGGGUGGCGUGAUGUAAGGAGUAGGGAGCAGCGUCAGUUUUAGGGAUCGCUAAACGUGGCGACCCCAUGGCCCCGCUAGGAGGCGGCCCGCGGCUGGUGCUGUUGUUCAGCGGGAAGAGGAAGUCCGGGAAGGAUUUUGUGACCGAGGCGCUGCAGAGCAGACUCGGAGCUGACGUCUGUGCGAUCCUCCGGCUCUCCAGUCCACUCAAAGAACAGUUUGCUCAGGAGGACCAGCAAGGUCGAGAGGCUGGUGGCGUAGACAUGAUGUACUUUGGGCAGGACCAUGGCUUGGACUUCCAGAGGCUCCUGGGCGCCAGCACCUACAAGGAGGCCUAUCGGAGGGACAUGAUCCUCUGGGGGGAGGAGAAGCGCCAGGCUGACCCGGGCUUCUUCUGCAGGAAGAUCGUGGAGGGUGUUUCCCAGCCCAUCUGGCUGGUGAGUGACACACGGAGGAUGUCCGACAUCCAGUGGUUUCAGGAGGCCUAUGGGGCUGUGACACGGACGGUCCGAGUGGUGGCCUCAGAGCAGAGCCGACAGCAGCGGGGCUGGGUGUUCAUUCCAGGGGUGGACGAUGAUUAUUCAUGGCCACCUGUGCAUUGGGCAAGGAGCCAAGAACUCAGAGAAGUGGCACUUACCAGGAUUGGAGCGUUAGUGUCGGAUGAGAACACAGGCUGCCUGACUCCUGACCAGGGUCUCUGUAGCCCCGUGCCCUUGGGCGCGAUACCAAGUCCCCUGGCUCCUUGCCCGAGCACCCCAGCUCUGUGGCCCUGACUCCAUUCUCCUCCCACAAAUUCUGUCUAUUCUCACUGAGAAAGGGACAACUGAAGAAGCCACAUGAGUUUCACCAUGACCCAAAUGGAACUUAGCACAUUGCUGCCCAAACCUCCUGUCUACAUCACCGUUUCCUAGUACUAGCUCCCUGGCUCUUCCAGUUAACCAGGCUGACAGCUUGCCAGUCGUGGUGGACUCCUCCGUGUCCCCUGACUGUGUGGCUAAUCAGAACCAGGUUCGGUUCCCCUGCCCUCCCUGGCCUGCCUUCUGGGCUUCUCAUUGGAAGGUAGAUUCCCUGAUGGCUAGGCCACAUCUAUCUUCUAGUUGUGUCCCUGGCUCUUAGAGCGAUGUUGGCCCACAGUUCAGAAAAUGGAUGUGACUGAAUGUACGUUGAGACUGGAUUACAGAAGCCAUGCUGGAAGCAGGCAGGUGGUCGUUUCAUGCAGUACUGUUCCUCACCGCUCACCAGGAACCUCUGACCCAGAUCCCAAGGCCUGGUACCACUGCUCCCCUGCUGGCAUUGAGCCAGGACUGAUUGAUUCAGAGCUGCUGGCAGAAGCUGAGGUUCCCCACCUCCUCUGACUGCAUUAACCCCGGGUUGUGACCUGAAGAAUUACCUCCCGUAUUCACCAGUCUCAGCCCCAGGGCCUUCUGGUCGUUUCCACGACUGGGAAUUGUGCAGCAGCCUCGACAGUGGGCUCCGGAGGCACAUCUUGGCAGCUGUGGCAGUGCCUGGGGUCGAGGGGACAGUGCUUGCCUGGAUCGUCAGCCCUGGGGAUCACGGGAUCCUUCCCUUGAGGCCCCACAGCUGUUCCCUCUGGCACUGACUCCAGGGGCCAUGGCACCUUGGGUGAACCUCUGUCUGUCCCUUACACCAAGAGCUCCUUGACAAGUGUGCCCGUGCCCCAUUCUUCUCUGUGUCCUCAGUGUCUGGCAUCCAGUGAGGGUGGCGACGGCCGAGGAUGUACAGUGAUUACUGAGCGCUCACCACACACCAGAUGUCAUGUUACGUUUUUAAAAUAAAUCCUCCCAAAGAGCUUUUAGAAUUAAUGAAAAAAUGAAUGAAAGAAAAGUAUUGAUCAAACUUCAAGCUCUUGGGCACUGGUUUAGCAGUCGUCGCCUCAGUGGUUUUAACAACAAUCAUGCGUCUUUCAGGACUGCUGUUUGCCAGGUGCUGUGCGGAAGCCUUUCAUACAGAGGUAAACGUUUUCAUUCCCACUUAACUGGGGAACAGCCUGCGGGCCCAUCUGGGUCUUCCCAAGGGCACAGUAGUGACUGCAGAGUGAGCACUGUGGCCAGUGUGCCUGCCUGCAAAGCUGUGCCCGACGCCCUGUUCUAGCGCGAGGGUCCCAUGGGCGAGGAAGCGCUGCGGGCCCUCCGCGGAUGUGAAAGCAGCCAAUCCCUGCCUUCUCAGGUGAAGGGAUUCAAAGCUCAGGAUGGAUCUGAACAAUAUAUGUGGUACCAGCCUGAGAGACUGCUGGCUUUUUUCCUUUCUUCCCAGCUUUAUUGAGAUAUAACUGACAUAUCACCUAUUAAGUUUAAGGCACACAACUUGAUGAUUUGAAACAUGUAUAUAUUGCAAAAUGAUUGUCACAAGAUAAGGUUAGUUAGCACCUCUGUCACCUCACAUAGUUCUUUCUGCGUGUGUGUGUGUGUGCGUGGUGAGAACACUUAGGAUCUACUGUUUUAAGUAUAAAAUUGUUAAGGAUUGUUAAGAAUAGUGACCAUGCAGUAUAUUAGAUCUCCAGAAUUUAUUCAGAAGUUUGUACCCUUUGAUCAACGUCUCCUCAUUUCCUGCAGCUCCCAGCCCCUGGCUACCACCAUACUCUGUUUCUGUGAGUUUUUGUUUUGGCUCCUAUGUGUAAGUGAGAUC